Pseudozyma hubeiensis SY62 is the source of this 3270-nucleotide messenger RNA. RefSeq lists its product as hypothetical. The coding region runs from base 1 to 3270 and encodes 1089 amino acids. NCBI's taxonomy places the organism in Eukaryota, Fungi, Basidiomycota, Ustilaginomycetes, Ustilaginales, Ustilaginaceae. Gene Ontology annotation, biological process: positive regulation of transcription by RNA polymerase I; positive regulation of rRNA processing. The record is from RefSeq and is a predicted model, not a curated record. Gene Ontology annotation, molecular function: RNA binding; protein binding. The transcript has a single exon. Gene Ontology annotation, cellular component: nucleolus.
AUGCCGUCUACUCCACUACAAUCCGCACCCGCAGCCGCAGCCACAGCCGCAGCCGCACAGGCGCCCGUCCCUACCACGUCCAGUCGAUUGAAAGCAGAUACGCCAGAAGAGACAGCAGUAUCGCAAAGUCAUCAUCAGCCGUCCUCCAGCAAUGCCGCCGCGUCUGCAUCCGCCGCUCCGAACAAGACCCGCCAUCGCAAGAACAAGAAGAGCAUCACCGGUAUCAAGGAUCGCUCCUCCGAAUUCUCUCCCUUCCAGACCAUCAGCGAGGGCCGCGCCUCUCGCCUUCCCAUCGUAUUCACCCGCGAUGCCGACUACUUCUUUGCCGUCUCCAAGACUUCCGUCCGCAUCUACUCACGUACCACUGGCCAGGUCGUGUCGACGCUAUCGAGCGGGCCCGGUUCUCACUUGGCUCCUAUCACCGCCAUCAUGAUCAACCCCGCGAACCCUUUGCAGCUGCUCACCGCAUCGCUCGAUGGUCGCGUCAAGGUGUGGGACUUCUUGGACGGCGUUUUGCUUUCGUCCUUUGAUGUCCAGCUGCCCAUCUCGGGAAUGGCUGCUCACGCCUCGAAUCCGAACACUGUCUAUGUGCUUCUCAAGAAGUUCCGCCACCGCGAUGCAGAGACCGCCCCCAAGAGUCUGUCCGAGAUCCUCACUGCGCUCGACAGCGGAGCUCCUUUCAACACCAUCAUUGGCCACUUUAGUCUCGACCUCAGCACACAUACUCGCCACCUUGCAUCGAUGCCCAAGUUUUCGCAAGGCGCAUCGCUACGACCCGAGCUGAUGCGGAUCGCAAAGACGAGAGAGGCAGUCGCCAUCGGCGUCUCACCGAACGGUCAAUGGCUCGUCGUCGUCGGCAACGACAAGGUGCAAGUGGCAAGAACUAAUGAUCUCGCCUCGGGCUUCACACGAUUCAUCUCUUCCCACCCUGGAUCGCAUCACCAUCACAGGGAGUCCAUGACCUGCAUGGCUUUCCACCCAACAGACUCAACCAGACUCGUCACCGGCGACUCCAACGGCCGCAUCCGCGUCUGGUACUGCCUUCAGAACGGCUUCAUGGCCCCUUCCAAGGCAGAGGCAGACGACGGUAUGGAGAGGCACGCUCCUUCGACUGUUCUUCACUGGCACGCGCAUGCCGUUUCGUCGCUCUGCUUUUCACCCAACGGAGCGCAUUUGCUGUCAGGAGGCGAGGAAGGUGUGUUGGUGGUUUGGCAUCUGGGCGCUUCUGGCAACGCCGCCUCGAAGGAGUUUGUGCCGCGUCUCGGCGCACCCCUUUCAGCGAUCGCCGUGGCCAACGGUCUCGACGGCAGGGAGCAGGAAUACGCCGUGUCGCUUGCAGACGGAAGCAUCACCUUUGUCUCUUCCAUGUCGCUCAAGCCCACCCGCUCCUUUACGCGCAUCAAGAUGGAUGCUUCCCGCCAUCUGCCCGGUGCUAUUGCCCCUGCCGACACACCCGUGCCGCUCGCCGUGCACCCUGCCAGCCGCAACCUCGUUCUUCUUGCCGGUCACCCGUCGUCUCUACAAUUCUACGAUUCAAUCAAGGACGUCAACACCAUGGAGCUCGAGGUGGCACCUUCCAACCGUGUCUCGCGCGUCGAAGACGAGCAGAUCGAACCCACUCGUGUCGAGCGCGUCCUGUUUUCCCCCUUUGUCUCUUCCAAGAUCGCCGAGGCAGGCGAGUGGAUGGUCACCUUUGACAGCCGCAAUCUUUCGGAUGUGGAAGGCGAGGUGGAGGUUGUCUCCGAGUCGAGCCUCAAGUUCUGGCGAUGGAACCCAGUCAACCGACGCUACACCCUCAACACACGCAUCGACCGUCCACACAACGGAAAGCGUCUGACCUCGAUGGCCUUUUCGCCCAGCUCGGCGCUGCUCAUCACUACCGCUUCUGACGGCAAGGUGCGCAGCUGGCACAUGGCUUCGCGCAAGCUCAAGUCUGGAAAGCUCGAGAGCUACUGGGCUUGCCGCUCUGUGUUUGGCUACCGCGACCAGGCUCCUACAGCAGCCGCCUUUUCUGCCGACGGCUCGAUCCUUGCCGUCGGUCAGGUCGGUUCCGUGACGCUCUGGAACCCAGAGAGCAACCUCUUGUCGAUGGUCAUCUCGGCGCCCGAGCUGGCUGACGGCGUGCACAACCUCUCCUUCUCGGGUCGAUAUUUGGGUGUCGCCACUCGCACAGCUGUACUUGUAUGGGAUCUGGUCCUCUCGCGACAGGUCACCCGCAAGGGCAUCGAGGCAGGCCUCGAAGCUAAACUGCUCUUGCCCGCUUCCGGCAGGAGAGCUGCCGUCGACGAGGAGGAGCGGUCCAUCUUCACGUUGGUCUCGUCGAGCGAGGCUGAGCAGGAUGACGAUCAAGGCUCUGUGCGGGUAGCACGACAGGUCAAGACGGUCAUCGAGCCCGUCUCGCUUGUGUCGGACAGCGAGAUUGCAUCGACGUCCUUGUUCGGAUCCGCUGCACAUGUCACCAAGCCAGGCUCGACAACCGGCAGAGCUGUGUUUCGUACCGCCGUCGCUUUUGUUGCGCCCGUUCCUCUGCCUGGCGGAUCCUUCGAUCAGGUUCAGGAAUUUGUCGCCAUCAGCGAGGAUAUGGACCUGGUCACCUUUUCCGCCUCGCCCUCCGCCUCUGGCAUUGCUUCAGGCGAAGCCACUGCUGGCAGCAUUCGUGGCAUCUCGAACGUCAAGAAGACUCUCUUCGACGAUCUGUUUGGACCUUCGACCUUCUACGAUGCACGCGCCGAUGCCGCGGAGGACGAAGACGAUGAGAUGCUCAGGGUUUCGGUCGACGUUGCGGGUGGAGUCGGCUCUGGUGUGGCAUCGCUUUUCUCGACCGCUCCUCACUUGUUGCCGCCUGCGACUCUGUUGUUCGAUGCAUUCUUGUCCAAGAUGCUGCCUGCUGCCAUCACGACGCCGGCCAUUUCGAGCGAGACUGCAGCUGGCGCGAACUCGCAGACACAUAUCACCGACAACGAAAAGGCAGGAUUUGUCGAGGCCGAAGAAGUGCAAGGCGCAGCAUGGCAGGAACGAACCGUGCAAGAUGUUUUGCUCGCAGACACGGACGACCUUGUCGAACUUUUCAAGAGUCAGAUUCUGAUCGAGGGUGCGAGCGACGCCAAAUCGCCGGCCAAGGCGAGUGGAGGUUCCACAACGGCAGCAUCGUCGACACCGGCAAAGAAGGCUCAGGCUAACGGCGUUGCAUCGGCAACACCCUUGUCGAAAGCCAGGUCGACUCCCAGCGAGCACAGCAGUCCUCAGUCUGCCAGAGAGCGCAAGAUGUAG